AUGCCUGCAAUUGAGAAAGGCUCGACCAUCUUGGUCACUGGCGCCAAUGGCUUCAUCGCUUCCCACAUCGUUGAUCAGCUCAUCCGCUUGGGCUACAAGGUCCGUGGCACCGUAAGAACCGAAGCAAAGGGCAAAUGGGUCCAAGACUAUUUUAACAACAAGUAUGGUAAAGGCAAUCUCGACCUUGUCGUCGUGCCUGCCAUGGAGGUCAAGGGAGCUUUCGAUGACGCCGUCAAGGGCUGCCAGGGAGUUGUUCAUGUCGCUUCCAACAUCUCCUUCUCCAAAAACCCCAACGAUGUCAUUCCCAGUGUUAUUGCUGGCGUCACACACACUCUUGAGGCUGCCGACAAAGAACCCUCGGUCAGGCGAUUCGUCUUCACCUCGUCCUCUACUGCUGCCACCAAUCCCGUGCCGGAUAAAGAGUUCAACAUCGACGAGAACUCGUGGAACCAGCUCGCCAUUGACAAGGCUUGGGCCGAUCCACCCUACACCGAGGCCGACAGAGCUUGGAAUGUCUAUGGCGCAAGCAAGACUCAAGGAGAACAGGCUGUUUGGAAAUAUGUCAAGGAAAACAAUCCUCACUUUGAGUGCAACACCAUUCUGCCCAAUGCAAACUUUGGUCCCAUUCUCGACAAGAGCCAGGACGCAAGCACUGCCGGAUGGGUCAGAGAUAUCUUCACCAAGGGCUUUGCUCCUCAGCUCGAACAAAUCCCACCUCAAUGGUUUGUCAAUGUCCGCGACACCGCACUCCUGCACAUUGCCGCUUUGAUUGACGCCGACAUCACAAACGAACGCGUCUUUGCCUUCGCCGAACCUUACAACUGGAACUCGCUCCUUGCCGCCAUGCGCAAGGCUCGCCCUGAUGCAAAGGUUCCCGAAGACCUCAAAGAUAAUAGCAAGGAUCUGAGCAAGGUCUUGCCUAGAGCUCGUGCCGAGGAGAUCUUGAAGAAGAAUUUUGGUCAGAAUGGCUUUGUUGGCCUCGAAGAAUCGGUCAGACAGAAUAUCGAGUAUCUGUAG
This is a messenger RNA of Aureobasidium melanogenum CBS 110374, 1017 nucleotides long. RefSeq names its product NAD(P)-binding protein. Bases 1 to 1017 code for a protein of 338 amino acids. The transcript has 3 exons. Gene Ontology annotation, molecular function: oxidoreductase activity, acting on the CH-OH group of donors, NAD or NADP as acceptor. The record is from RefSeq and is a predicted model, not a curated record. Lineage: Eukaryota; Fungi; Ascomycota; Dothideomycetes; Dothideales; Saccotheciaceae.